Osmerus eperlanus (European smelt) is the source of this 2295-nucleotide messenger RNA. RefSeq names its product GTPase IMAP family member 4-like. NCBI's taxonomy places the organism in Eukaryota, Metazoa, Chordata, Actinopteri, Osmeriformes, Osmeridae. The record is from RefSeq and is a predicted model, not a curated record. Gene Ontology annotation, molecular function: GTP binding. The coding region runs from base 234 to 1304 and encodes 356 amino acids. The transcript has 4 exons.
GAAAGAAUACUUUAAAGUCUUGUUCAGUUGUCAUACUUCCUUAUCAAUUGUGAACUUGAACCCUGUCCCAGGUAAAUCAUGUGAAUACUUCAAGUCAGUUCCAGGAAACUGCUUCCAUGGACACACCUCUUUAAACAUGAUUGCAGUAUACAGAAGUCGCCUGCAGUAGCUUGAUAAAUAAGAUGAGACUUUGGACUUCUCCCAGGUUGUAAACAAAACUCCCCACCUGGACAAUGGCGGCUGACAUUUCAAGAAAGUUUUCUGGCGAUCUUUCUCCUCAGUCAGAUCUUCGAAUCGUUUUGCUGGGGAAAGUUGGGGCAGGGAAGAGUGUGGUUGCCGGACACAUCCUGGGCCAAGGGAACUGGAAAGACAAAGACAUGUGUGUGAAGACGGAAGGAGAAGUAGCUGGAAGAACAGUGACUGUGGUGGAAACACCGGGCUGGGACAAAAUGUCUGUGAAACGCACGUCCAGCCGAAUCAAAAAGGAAAUAGUGAACAGUGUGACUCUGUUACCCCCAGGACCCCACGCUCUCCUGCUUGUGGUGCCCUUAGGGGAAGAGAUUUCAGACGAUGAGAAAAAGUCUGUCCAGGACCACAUGGAGCUUUUGUCAGAGAGGGUUUGGAAACACACUAUGCUCGUGUUUGUUAGUGAGACUGAGGAAGAGGAUAAAGUCACUCCUUUUGAGCAGGUUAAAGAGAGUACAAGAGACCUUUUGGAGAAAUGUGGAGGCAGACAUAAUGUUCUUUGUGGACCUACAAGUAAUCGUACGCAGGUGUCUGAGCUCCUGCUGAACAUUGAGGGGAUGGUGAAGGACAACGCUGAUGAUUUCUUCUUACCCCAAGUGUACUAUGAACUGUUUGAGAGAACGAGAACAACUUAUGAAGACCGGGAGGAGAAACUAAAACAGAGUUACGAGCUCCAGCUAACACAGACUAAAGCAAACACAGAGUUGAGGAAGAGGAGGAAUAGCAUGGAUGUUUCACCUGAGUUCAGCACAGAGGAGCAGAAGACUAAGGAUGAUCAUGGCUGUCAGAAAGUGGACCAAGAGACAGUCAAAGUUGUUUCGAUGGAGGUGGGGAAGUCUUUAAUGAUAUACAAUUUAAAUACAAUAUCACUGAUCUUAUUUGCAAUUAUUGGAGGAUUCUUUGGGGCAAUUGCAGGGGCACAAUAUGGACCCCUGGGCUCAUGUGUUGGGAUUGUAUUCGGCAUUGCUGUUGGUGUUCUUGUGAGCUUUGGUAUUUGUGCGGCAGUCAGUAAAACAACAGACAUCUCGCCCAAAAGCCAAAUUCCUGGUAUGAGGUGACGACUCAAAUAAAUCUGCAUCUUUAUAUGUUGCGUGAAAGGCUGUCCAUUAUGCCUGUGUAUAUUGUUAAAUAGAAUAUUUUUCACCUCCCUUUUUAUAUACGUGUUUUGAUGCUGGAUUAGACGGCCUUGUGUGUAUUAUUUUUUACAAGUUGAGCUGUCGGUCAUGUUACACUCAGCACUGUAUACAGACAGAACAACAUAUUGUUAUUUUAUUUUGUACUUUAUCAAUGUGUUGAUAUCAAUGCAUGACUCACUGAUUAAUAGGGUUUCCAAUACAUCUGAUAUCGAUGGCAUCCAGACAAUGGGAUAUUAUUUUGUAAACUGAAACUGAUAUCCAUAUUAAGGAUAAUAUAUGUUUUCUAUAUGUUGUUUUAUAACAUGCCCCUUCUCAGUGACUAUGUGUUUUAAGUAACUAUAUGGUCUGUGUUAGCUUCUAAUUCAUGCACCAUAUGAUUGGGCUCAAAAACUGAAGGAGCAACCUGUGGUAUUACAGCCAGGGGACUGUAACAUUUUCUACACAAGUUUUUACAUCUCUAAGAGAGAGAAGAGAGUACAAAGACAAGUAUUGCUAAACUGAAAUGCAAAGAAUGUCACAGCUGGUUUUGUGUGUGAAUCUUCUCAUCUAAGAUUAUAUUACUGGGAUUUCUGUAAUAUUUCCAUCUUUUACUUGACUAUUUGUGAUCUGUAAUGGUGUAAUGGCUGAUAAUUCCAUAUACUAAAGCAACAUUACGCAUGUAACACUAAGCCUUUACACUAAGCAGGAGUUAUUCAAAUAAUGUAAUAUAAUGAAACUGAAUAAAUAUAUGGAUUCUGUGUUGCUGAAAAUAUAAAGAUAGGAAUGGUUAGAAAGGUGGGGUGCACGUACAGGGGUUCCAUGUUCAAGAUCAUGUUAUAUUGUGCAUUGUGAAGGCUAUAUUGGAUUUGCAAAAAUUGUAUAGUCGUCAAAAUUGUUUAGCUUAUCAUUUAUUAAAAUGUUUCCAUCCACUAAA